Messenger RNA from Hemicordylus capensis (graceful crag lizard), 11233 nucleotides. RefSeq names its product NEDD4 binding protein 2 (gene N4BP2). Lineage: Eukaryota; Metazoa; Chordata; Lepidosauria; Squamata; Cordylidae. Gene Ontology annotation, molecular function: ubiquitin binding. The transcript has 20 exons. The record is from RefSeq and is a predicted model, not a curated record. Bases 753 to 6143 code for a protein of 1796 amino acids.
CUAGGCCUAAUUUGGCGUCUCCUCCUGAGCUGUUGUUCGCCAGCAGGCCGGGCGGUGGCGCUGUAUCCCCAAAGUGCGCUCAGGCCUACCUGUCCCUGAGCCUCUCAAACCUGCCCACCAACGCGCGCUCUAAAACCGCCGUCGCAGAGACAAACGUUGGCGCUAAGCAGAAGAGGAGGCGGCGACUGCUGUGAGAUUAAUGCAUUCCAGUGUGAAGAUGAGCAAAGGAAGAAAGAUCCAGACUGGUAUGUUGCUUUGAAGAUACAAAAAGAAGUAACUGACUGAUAGAGAAUACUGAAGAGCUUGACACUCUGCAUCAAUUAUGAUUGCGCUGGCAAUUAAUUCAUCAGAAUCAGAAAUGGAGGGCAAAUUUCAUUAAAAAGAGAACAGCUAGGUCUUUCUUUAUCAAAGUUAAGCAUGCUCAUACAACUCUCUAGAAACCUUUAUCAAGCUGGAUGUUAAAGCAAAAAGGGUGCGGUGGAGUGACUGGACAUGGUGAAAUAGGCUUGAAAGUCUACCCCUAUCUGCCUUCUCGAAAUAUGAGGAAUGUCAAGCUUAUCACCCCUGGUUUCAAUAGUGGACUUCUCGGAAGUCAUGAAGAUGUUUUGCAGAGAGCUCUGGCACCCUAAUACAUUUGAAAGGGUUUGCUGCUGUUGAUCUGGAUGCCUGGUCUCUAAAAAUGAGUUUUUCUUGUUUGUGAUGUAACCAGCAAAUAGACAAAAUACAAAGAAACUCUAUUUUUGAAAAAGAAAAUGCCAAAGAAAAAGAAAAACCUUGGUGUGAGCCCAUCACAAAAGAUUAUAAACUCAGAGGCAACUGCUACUACUGCUGUAGACUUGGGACCCUACCCAGUAGAUCUUGCAAUGUCACAACCACAAUGUGGUGUCAAUAAAGAAGAACUUAUUAGCAGCCUUUCAGAAAUGUUUUCCGACUUGGAUCCUACUGUCAUUAACAUGGUGCUGUCUGAAUAUGAUUUCAGAGUGGAAGACAGUAUGGAUUAUCUUCUAGAAUUGUCCAUGGCUGCUAAGGGUGCAACAUCUUUAUUGGAAGUCACGGGUUUUGAUUCCAUAUCUGCAUCACUAGUUGGUGAAAAUCGGUCAAGCUCUGUUGCUGAUCAACUAGAGGGCAAAAGUUCUGCUGAAAUAAAAAUUGUGAAGUCGAAUGAAGAAUCAGCAAUGUCAUCUGAUGAACUGAUGAGCUUGCUACAGAAUCCUUUUGGGAAACAUAAUCUAAAUCGUGAAUUGAAGGGUUCAAAAAAUGACCAGAUCUUAGGUAAUCUGUCUCUUACUUUGGACUCCAGUAGUUCUGGUUGCUUUCAGGAGUUAUCUGACUGUGCAAAGUCCAGUUUGGGUUAUAAUGCUGUAGUUUCUUCACAACAAAUCAAAACAGACAUUAAAAGACUGGAAACCUUCUCCCCUGCAUUAAAUCCAGAUUGUUAUAAAACCUUUGAACUGGCAUUUGGAAAAUCAGGCAUUCAGACAAAGGAUAAGCCAUUAGACGAUGUGAAUAUCUUUGCACAAAUCCCAGAGAAUUGUAGUUUGCCAGAAGUGAUACUUGACAGUGGUACACUUCCAGAAGUCAUUACACCAGCCAAUAUAGAAAUGUCUUAUACCAAUCCAGCUCAAAUCCAGAAUGUUGUUAUGGACCUCACAACGAUGGAUAGUGUGCCUGUUCAACUUUGUCAGGGACUUCUUGAAUCUGAAACAAGUGCGUUUGACAAUACUAGUUCUAGUUCACUUGAUACUGAAAAGCGGGAAAAUGAAGUGUUGGUGUGCAAUGACCCUAAAAUUAUUUCUGUUCCUGAUCUGUGCCCAGGAUCCAGUUUCACACUAGCUCCUCUUGAAAAUGUUGACCAGUCUCCACAGGCAUGGAAUUCACAGUUUUCUCUGCUUCAAAAACAUUCUCAGGAGGCUGUCUGGAAUCUAAUGGCUCCUGCCUUUUAUCCACAAAAUACCAGUCAUAGCUUUGUAACUCCAGUAGCAGUGAGCCCUGGAAAGUGGAGGCCUGCUUCAAACUAUAGGGAUUUCGGAAAAAUAUGCUCCCCUCAAGCAACUUCACAGUAUUGGGGUAGCAACUCUUCUCUGCUGAAGACAUGGGGAAAUAAAGAUGCAAGCCAAAAACAGAACCUUUCUCAAAUACAGCAGCAUCCUGUUUGUCACAUGAUGAGAAGAAAGACUCCUCUAACAGGUCAUGUCCUUGUUCUUCUUAGAGGGGUUCCAGGAUCAGGCAAAUCAUAUUUGGCAAGGGCUCUGCUCGAAGAUAACCCUAGCGGAGUCAUCCUUAGUACAGAUGAUUAUUUUUAUCAAAAAAAUGGGCAGUACGAAUUUGAUGCUUAUUGCUUAGGAGAAGCACAUGAGUGGAACUGGAAACGUGCCAAAGAAGCAUUUGAAAAAAGGAUUACUCCUAUAAUAAUAGACAACACAAACAUACAAGCUUGGGAAAUGAAGCCUUAUGUUGCUUUGUCACAGCAACACAAGUAUAAAGUUAUAUUUCGUGAACCAGAUACCUGGUGGAAGUUUAAACCGAAAGAACUUGAAAGGCGAAAUGUUCAUGGUGUAUCCAAAGAAAAGAUCAAAAGAAUGUUGGAACGGUAUGAGCGCUGCCUGACUGUUAGUUCAAUUUUGAAUUCUUCAGUCCCAGAUGAAUUGAAAAGUGCAACUUGUGAUGAAGUUCUUCAUCAGGAAAAGGAGCCGGGAAAGGAAGAGAGACCUCCUCAUGGGAGCAAUGGAGAACCCUUUGUUUGUGUAUCAACAGAAUCUUUGAAACACACAGAACUAAGUAUGGAUGUUAUGCAUCUGUUAGACAGAGUUGCACUGGAAAAUCAGAAUCUUCAGGAUGAAAAGAGAGCAAGUGGAUAUAAGUUACUAGAAUAUAGUCCUGAGGGCAAUAUCCCUCUAGGUGACUUGGAUAUAUGUAUAUCACAUACACAAGAGACAAUGAAUCCUGUUCUUGAAACGAAAGUAAUUAAAACUGACCUAGUGAAGUCUGAGGAAAGUUCAGACACACAUUUCUACAUCAAUGAAAACAUCCAGGAGUGCAGUGACAAAAACUUAGAAGUUCAAGUUGAAGCAAAUCCAUGUAAUGAAGUGCUAAGAGAAGCAGAAUUAACAGAGAGAGAAAAUGUGAAUGAGGGAGAUUUUGAAAAAUCAAUAAGGCCAGAGAUACUAAACUUUGUGGGAGACUGGCCAGUAGAAAAAACUAUUGGGCAGAGGGUGAAAAGAGCUAGAAGGCUAGAAAAACUGACUGUAAAAAGUGAUGAAGAUGAUAGAGGUAUAGGUAUGCCUCCUCUUGAUUCAUUGAAGGUUUUAGAUGGAAAUGAAACAUUGGACCUGAUUAAUAUUUAUGAAGAGCUACCACUUGCUGAAAAUAAGCAGGAAGAGAAUGGCCAGUCUUCCACCCAUACAUCCAUUGUUGACACAGCAGAAGAUACAUCAGAAUUGCUAAUACUAGGAGAUUGGCCUGUCCAAAACUCUUUAGAACAAAGACAGCACAAAAGAAGAACACCUAAGAGAAGCAUUAGUGAAUCAGAAGAAAUUAGUAGUAGCCAGUGUGAUAUCAACAAAGAUGCAGUGAACAUAGUGGCUGUCCUUCCUGAAACAUCUGUAGGCACAGAAGAGCUACAUGUCUUAUCAAAGAAGGAAAGUUUUCAGGCGUCUGAAAUCUCAGUUUCUGAAACUAUUAGUGAGAAAAGGCCUAUACAGAAUAAAAGAACACGUAAACAUAACAAAUUAGCCCUGACAUUUACCAACAGUUUGCCCCUCAGCAAACCAGAAGAGGAGUCAUCUGUCUUAAAUUUUCUGGAAGAGAAACCUAAUGAAUGCAGUUCAGCAGAGCCAAGCAAGUAUUCACAAACAGAAUCCCAAGACUUUGCUCUCCUGUGGAGGCUUGAAAGGAAAAUUAUUGUUUCUGAGGAUACCAAAGUGUUACAUGGCAGACUAGAUGGAUUCAUACCAAAAAGUGUAGAUACUGCUUCAGAUUAUCUAGAAAAAGUACCCUAUAAAGUCACCUAUGAUAAAAGCACAUAUGUGGAGGAAAGUGAACUUGUCAGUAUUGAUGAAUCUGGGGAUCUAAAUAUUUUGUGUAAACUUUUUGGAUCCCUUUCAUUUGAUGCACUCAAGGACUUGUAUGAAAGAUGCAACAGGGACAUUGAUUGGACUACAGGAAUCUUGUUGGAUUCUGCUGAAAAGAUGUGCAAAGAUGAUGAUGUUGAAUGCUUGCAGGACACAGAGAUUCAACCUCCUGGUUUGAUUCUUGACUCCAAGGAAGAUACUAACUGCAGAAAGAGACUUGCAGCCACUGAGGAAACCACCCAAGUAUCUGUAACAUCUCAGAACUUGGAUAUAAUUAAUUCCUCAGUUGAUAGUGGAAAUGGUAAAAUUUCAGACUGUUCCAAGUUAAAUGCUGAAAUACCCAACUUGCUAAUGAAUGUUUUGUCUGCUCCUUCAGUAGAGAAUGAAAAUUUUAAUAAUCGUGCUCCAAGAGUUCAUGUAGAAGAAUCAGAAAAUGAUAAACCUCUAUUAGAUAUGAUAAAAAUAUAUACAAAAGAGAUUAACCCUGUUAAGUUACCAGAAAAUGAGCAACAGAACAUGAACUCCCAUGUUGAAAUUGACUUUGGUAUUCUUGUCACAGAACCCAUUGAUUUUAAUGGAGGUACCACAACUUUGAAACCAGUUUUCGAUGUAGAUAUGGAUAACAGAUCUUCAGAUAAACAUCAAGAGUGUUCAGAAGUAGAAAAUGCAGCUGUUCAGAAACAAUUGGCUGAUGCAGUACUUUUGGAGGACUUUGCAAGCAAGGAAGGCAAAUUUGAGGCAUAUAAAGAAACUAAUUGCAAGCCAGUAUUUUCAUCUGCAGCAGAAAAUGAAGACAAUAAAAUGCUUAACCAAAAUGAGGAUAGAAUCAGGUUGCUGAACCCCAAACCUGCAUCAAAAUCUGUGGACAUAAAUUGUCUGGAACUGGUCUUACCUCCUGAACUAGCCAUUCAAUUAAGUGAAAUAUUUGGACCUGUUGGUGUUGAUUCAGGGUCCCUAACAUCUGAAGAUUAUGUGGUUCAUAUUGACCUGAAUCUGGCCAAAGAAAUUCAUGGAAAAUGGAAGGCAUCUAUUAUGAAGCGACAGAAGAGAGAAGAGGCAUUGCAGAUGCUGUUUGAAGAUGAUCAUGCACUGUUAUGUCUAGAUGAUCUGGACAGUGUUCUUUCUCAACAUACAAACUGUCAAGUACAAAAGACUGCAAAGCUACCUGAAAACUCCGCAGCUUCCGAAGUUUUCCCUUUCAUGGAUCACUGGAACAUACCAACUCGGAAAGUAUCACUUCGAGAAAUAAUGUCUGAAGAAAUUGCCUUACAAGAAAAGCAAGAUCUGAAACGUUUUCCUUUCGUGGCUAGAAAAGACUGUGCUGCCAAACUGAAAGAGAAGCAACUGCUGAAGAUAUUCCCAACCAUUCACCCAAACUUCUUAAUGGACAUCUUCAAGGACUACAAUUAUUCUUUGGAACAAACUGUCCAGUUUCUGAACAGCGUUCUGGAAGCGGACCCAGUAAAAACAGUUAUAGCCAAAGAAACCACUCAGGGUGCAACUCUCUCUUCUUACAGUGCUUCAAAAACGCGAGGAGAAAAAAAGACCAAAAGGUCCAAGGAGCCUGAAGACAUUUUCAGUGAGAAGAUGUUCCAAGACUUUGAAUACCCAGGAUAUGAUGACUUCAGGGCAGAGGCUUUUCUUCACCACAAGCAUAGGCAAGAGUGUCUGAUAAAAGCUGGGGAGGCCUAUCGUAUGGGAAUGAAGCCUGUAGCAGCAUUUUAUGUACAACAGGGUCGUCUUCAUGAGGAGAAGAUGAAAGAAGCAAACUGUGAUGCUGCUGUGAAAAUAUUUGAGAAAGUGAAUGCUUCCUUGCUGCCUGAAAACCUUUUGGACCUGCAUGGUCUUCAUGUGGAUGAAGCUUUGGAUCAUCUAUGCAGAAUACUGCAGAAGAAAACAGAAGAGUACAGUCAGGCUGGUGGUAAGCCAUAUCUCUACGUGAUCACAGGAAGGGGAAACCAUAGCCAGGGAGGAGUUGCUCGCAUCAAACCGGCAGUCAUGAAAUACCUCAUAAGCCACAAAUUCAGGUUUACAGAAAUAAAGCCAGGUUUCUUGAAAGUAAUGCUGAAGUAAAAGGACAUCACCAAUGGGACUGCAAAAGCUGAUAUUUCUCAUUUACAAGCAACUUCAAAAUGUAUUAGAGUUACUGCACUAUUUUAAAAAACUGUAUUUUACUGGAAACAUUUUAACUUAUUUUAGCAGGUGUUUUCAUCAGCAUCAACCCCCCAAAAAAACACAAUGGAAUAUGUUUUGUUUUUAAGGGAAAUAUUUUUCUAGAUCUUUUGCUAUCAAGAAGUACACAUUAAGGGUGCUUCUGUACAAGAAGUGAACUUUGAAAGGGAAGCUAAGUCUUCAUGCAGCACUGUGCCCUUCUCAGUUUUAGAAAAUAUAGCCAGCACGAUGCUUUUUAACUCUUAACCUUCUCUAAUGCAUUUUAAAACAAAACAACUCUCAUUGUAUGCUUUUUAAGAUUUAGAGUUGACAUUAUUUCAAAUAAUCUAAAGCAACCAAAUGUUUGAGUGGUGGGGGUGGAAUGAUGUAAUGGAUCUAGCAGUAGGAGCUAACCACGGUUUAUACUACUGGGUUUCAUAUAAGAUUCCUUUGCAUAUUAGCAUUGCGGACAAACAAGCAGUGGGGGACAGAAGGAAGUGGAAAUGUAUGUUGCAGCCAUCUUCUGUCCAGACCAGCAUAGCAUCAGUAACUUAUCUCCUCAGUUCUCUCUGCCUCUUAUCACUUUAGUUUUUCACUCCCUUAAUAUAUUGAAAUGGUUGAUUACACUAUCUGGUUGCUUGAUAGAAACUGUUGAUUGCAAGCUCUGUGGACUCCUCUAGAGCUCAGCAUGAGAAGGGACUUCCUUGUUCACUUCAGUAUCAGGAACUGCUCCAUGAACACCUUGAGGGUAGGCACACAAAGCUGCUAUCAGCAUUGAAAUGCACAGGGAUGCCCCUUCUCCAGUGGAGUUCUCUUUGCAUAUUGUAACCUCUACAUGUUCACUAGACACACUGGAUUUGAGCUGCUGCUCCAAAUUAUUCAGGGUGGGGGGAACUAUAUUUUUUCAGAGUCCCUAUUUUCCAUUCAUUCUACAGAACAAAGUACAUGCCCUAGCAGAGAAGACAUCAGUGAACGGAGGCCGUGUAACAAGUUGCUAGCCCCAGGCAGGCUUAUGUGCCAUUAACAGACAAGAGCAUUCCUCAGUGGCAGCUGCUUCCAUCUCAGUGCUGCACUGAUGAAAAUAAGUACAUAUACUGAACUUGUUCCAGUUAGACAGCUGUUAAAGCAUAUAAAGGGCCAGUUCUGAUGUAGCAUGGAGCCUACAUCAGGCUUAAAUCCUGGCUUCAUGCAACAUCCCUGGACUUGGGAGCAGCAUUCCCUCUAACAGGGAAUUCCAGAUGUUGUUGACUGCAACUCCCAGCUGUGAUGGCCUUUGGCUGUGAAUUAUGGGAGUUGUAGUCAACAACAUCCGGGAUUCCCUGUUAGAGGGAACACUGCUUGGGAGUGCAUGUGCUCCCCUCUCCCCUUUGCUAUUAGGCUCAGAAGGAUUCUGAUUCUGGUUAAGAAUAAGCCUGGAUUUCUUAUUACAUCUGAUCUAAGCAAGCCUGUCUUAUUCUUACCCAAGUUCAAAAAUAAACCAGAAUUGUAUUCCAGGAUCCAAUCCUGGCUUAUUUUGGAAAUCUGGUUAGAAUAAGCCAGGAUUGCUCAGUUUGGAUGCAAUAAGCAGACUGCACCAUAAUUCAGAUCUCUGUAGGGGUCCAUGGUCACUCAGAACUGGGUCUUUUGCACCUACGCAGAAAGCCACAGAAGACUUUUAGCUCCAUUUAGGCACAUGCUGGCCCUUUAAGGCCUAGGGAUAUCGGCGCCUCAAAGGGUACCUAUGGUACCAGCAAUAGAGCGCCUCCCUCUUCAGUUCCUUCUCGUCCACUGCUCACACUGCCUCGGGGAAUCUGCUCCUAUCCUUCCUGAACUUCACAUGCAACACUUCUUCAGUUUGGAGAUAUUACAAAAAGCCAGGAUUUAGUCCUGGCUCCACACUAUGUCUGAAAAGUCUCCUUCAAGUCAGAAGUUGGAAACCCUAACCAUAAAUAAUGGAUGUGUGUGCACCUUGAUUUAACCUCUGCAGUCUAAUUAUUGAUACAGCAGUAUUUUGUCUGAAAUGUUUCUGUGUGGAUUAAUUUCUGGGAAUAAAAAGCUAUUAAUUUCUGGGAAUAAAAAGCUAUUAAUUUUUGGGAAUAAGAGGCUAUUAAGAGGUAUUUUUAAGCACAUUUUCAAAUUGCAAAACAAAGGAUGAUAUUAAGUUAAGAAGGCUGACUUUUUCCUGUGAUACUCAGUGCCUCCUUACCAAACAAAUCAAUAUAUUCAGAAAUAUUUUUAAAAGAAUUACUAUAGUUAUUUUCAUGAAGUUAUUUUCAUGAAGAAAAAUGAAUAUGCAAUUAACAUAACAUUUCUUAUUUGAGAGCAAAGAUGCAAAUGUUUAAAGUUGAUGUGUUUUAAUUUCAUGGAAGUUUUAGAAUAGUUGCCAGUUGCAUGCCAGGAAUCAUGUAAACAGAAUGUGAUUUAUUUUUUUCCGAUCCUUAAGAUUCUGCUUCAUUAAAAUGGGUAGGGUUAUAUUUUCAAACCAGAGGACUUUCUUAUUUGUAAUAGAACAGAACUUGCACAUUUAUGUUGUGUUCACAUGUACUAUGUGCAUGUAUUACUGCAAAAAGGAAGCUGUGUGUGCAUGCACACACUGAAUUAGUACCAUUAUUAUUGACAGCAACAAGCUCAGACUUGAGAACUUUGUCUGCAUUGCAUCAAUCUGCAGCUGUCGUCAUCUUUCAGGGGAGAUCCGUGAGUGGAAACAGGUUUCUGCACAUGGAUUUGACCUACCACCACGAGUGCAAAAGGCCCUCUUCACACAAAUCGAGCCAUAACCAUGAGCAGCCAGCUAGAAGGGGUGAGUGACAGCGCCAGGCCAAGACUUCCUAGCUGCUUUUGGCACUGUAAGCAUGAGCCGAGAUUCAAGGAAUAAUGUUUGAAGUGGGCUAUUGUCAGCUUCCAAUAGUGGAGUUCAAGUGUUUGGUGACAGCAAAGGCUUUUGCAUUCAUUAUCCCAGCAUCUCCUGCUUCUCAUCUGACAGCACUGAUUACAUCUUAGGAAGAGGGAGAAAUACAUCUGAGAGCAAAGCAGAAGAUGCAAAACUUUCUGCUGAUCUCCCAGUUCCCUGGAUUAGGGCUCCUAGGUGUACAUUCUACAGGUGGUGACUGACUAUGCUUAACUGUAACUUUUUAAAAGUAAAAAGUUUGUUGAAUUUUAAGAGAAAAUAAUGUCUGGUAGAUGAGAUGGUAAAAUAGAAAUGUUAAUUGCCUUUUAAUUUAUGGGUAUAUGCAUUAUGGGGGAAGCAAAACUUUGUCUAUUUUUUAUAGACCAAGCAUUUUAAAUGUUAAAAUGACUUGAUAUUGGGAUAUUGUAUCUCUUUUCACUGCCCUAAACAAAUAAGUCAGUUCUUUUUCUGUCCCCCAGUUGAAAUCACUGGCAAAGCCAAGUACAUUGUCAAACUUUUACUUUCCAGUUCUCCAGAAUACUUAUCAAACCACUUUUCCAAAAAUCUGAUGUAAAUCAGGGCUGCUUCACACAUUACCAAGUUUACUUAAAUGGCUAUCACGUUCAUGUGAUCAAUCUGUUUUGCUUCAUGCGCAUGUGAUGGAAAACCACUGUUGGCUAUGCUUGCCCAUCUUAUGUAUAAUCAGCCAGAAUUAGUGUGUUGUGUUGAUCAUAUGGUGGUGUGAGCACUUUUUUCCUACAUGGAGGUAGUACCCACGUAUGAAAACAAUGGUGUGAAGAGCUCCAAGUUAGUUACAUUUUAAUAUACAGAAAUGGAUGUUUGAUUCUCUAUUGGGAUGGUGAUUAGCUUUAUGCUUCUCUGUGUUAUUUAGAAAUUAAUACUUUAUACAGUGUGGCUUUGUGCAUCUCCCCCUCAUUUCAGUUCAACUUGCCCAGGAGAAGUGGUUGCUAGGUUGUACCCUCCAGUUUCCCACUCUAAAAUUAUAGCAGAUUUUAAAUAAGAAAUAACAUCUUUAUAUCCUUUUUAAAGCUGUUUAAGAAAUUAAACUAAAAAUAAUUGCUAUAAACAUCCUAAGCGAAGAUUGUUAUUUUCAGUGGCUAAGUAAGUAAUAGUUUAUUUUACUAUGCUAAAUUAAACGCGCACUGUUAAUAUGGAAAGUCAGUUGUCUUAAACUGGGGAAGAAUUAUAACUUCUGUGUGCCCAUUUUCAAUUACUAGUUGUUUUGGAUUGACCUUGUAAGGUGUAGUGAGCAUAUGCUUAUAUUACUAGUUGUUUUGGAUUGACCUUGUAAGAAGGUGUAGUGAGCAUAUGCUUAUAUGAAUGAAGAACACUGCUUAAGCUGCCAUACUUGGAAUGUAACUGAAGUUCUAUUGAAAAGAGAUUUAAAUUGACUCAGGGCAGUGAUUUCUGUGAAAAGUGCCUAAGGAAUGAAAGCCUUCCCUGUGCUUAAAGUAUUGGUAUUUUAAAUAUAACUUACAUUAAUCUAACAUGAGCAGUUCAGGUUUCAAAAUAUUACCCAAUAUUUAUUCACAGAUUGAGAGGAAUAAUGAACGUCUUGAAUACCAAAAUGCUAUUUAGAAUUUAACUUAUGCUACUUUAAAACAUUAAAGUCUAGUUCACACAAUUUUCCCCCUACCCAUUUUGCAGAGACAAACAAUACGUAUGUGAUAAUGGAUCACCUGUAUGGCCUCCAGCAGUUUCUGUGAUCACAGCAGGACUCUUUCUAGCCACUACCAUUAAGGAAAUUGCUGCUGGUCCUAUAGAUCAUUGUCCAGGUUACCUGUUAACAUUUUCCCAAGCAAACAUGUCUUGGAGGAUUAUUCGGAAUGUUCACAUAGAGACAUGUUUUUGUUUUAAAAGAAGAACAUAUGUUGGUGUCUCAGCUACUGAACAGAUAUCAGAUGACUAUAUUACUCGAGUAUCAAAGUGUACAAACUAAAAAUCCAGUAUUGUACCUUCCAGUUGUCACAAAUAUGGCCAGUACAUUGGUAGACUUCUAUUUUUUAAAAUAUAUUAUUCUAAAAAUGUGUAAAGCGAUUUCCUAUCACUUUUGUAAUGUUUUGCUGUUAGGUUGUAGAAUUUCUUAUGUGAACAAUUUCAAAUAAAAUACAGUUGAAUAAAAAAA